This is a messenger RNA of Ilyonectria robusta, 2064 nucleotides long. RefSeq lists its product as uncharacterized. The record is from RefSeq and is a predicted model, not a curated record. Gene Ontology annotation, molecular function: ADP binding; protein binding. Lineage: Eukaryota; Fungi; Ascomycota; Sordariomycetes; Hypocreales; Nectriaceae. Bases 1 to 2064 code for a protein of 687 amino acids. The transcript has a single exon.
AUGGCCAGUUUUGAGCAGGCGUGCACCGAACUUGUCAAGAAGCUCAACAUCCAGUGUACUGAAGAGAAGGAAGAUGCAAAGGAGUUGGUACGACAGCAUCUCAGCUCGCAGGAUUUGGGCAGCUGGUUGCUCAUCGUUGACAAUGCAGACGACAUAGAAAUCCUCGAUGGGUUAGAGCAGAGACCCAGUGGAAUUCUCGACUUUCUUCCGCAGAGCAAUUAUGGACGAAUUCUAUUCACAACGCGAUCUCAGGAGGUGGCCGUUGUGGCCGCAAAAACCAAGGUUGUAAGACUCUCGGAAAUGAGUUGGCAAGAGGCAACAAGUUUCCUGGAGAAAUCUCUGUUGCAACAAGAUCCGCUACAAAAUAACGGCUUAGUGGCAGAGCUUCUCGAAAAGCUCACCUACCUGCCUUUGGCCAUUGCACAGGCGGCGGCCUACAUGAACAUGAACCAAGCAUCCGUCGAAGAGUAUAUGCGAUUGCUACGGCUCACGGAUCAAGAUAUGAUUCAGUUGUUGAGACGCCGCUUUCGAGACGGAACCCACUAUCACAGCUCCCAAGGUGCUGUAGCAACUACGUGGACCAUGUCCUUCGACCAGAUCCGCAGGACGGAUUCCCUUGCGGCUAAUUUGCUCUCAUUCGUGGCAUUUAUUGAGCCAAAGGCAAUUCCUCGGUCUCUUCUCCCAAGGUCGGGGACUGAGCAGCAGAUGACACAAGCUCUUGGCACGCUGCUUGGAUACGGCUUUUUGAGUCGGCGAGGAGACGACCAACUGUUCGAUAUGCAUAGUCUCGUCCAUCUGGCGACGCGGAUACAGAGUGAAGAUCAAGAGACUGCUGACAAAAUCCAAAGGGAUGUGCUAGCACAUCUUACAGAAGUUUUCCCAACUGAUCAAUGGGAGAAUCGUGAGUCGUGGCAACAAUAUUUACCGCACGCACUCAGAGCUAUUGGAAUAAGGAAAGGGGUUGAUAACGGUGUUUGUGAGUUGGAAUUCUGGGUAGGUCGAUGUUUACUUGUGGACGGACGUACUCAAGAGGCGAUUAACCUGCUAGAGCAUGUGGUUGGGAUACAAAAAAGGACACUGGUGGAGACCGACCUUUCUCGACUGAGCUCACAACACUCCCUUGCACGAGCAUAUCGGGCCGAUAGACGGGUGAAGGAUGCAGUUUCGCUGCAAGGAUAUGUGGUCAAGAUAUACAAGGAGACACUACCGGAGGAUCAUUCAGACCGACUGACAUCACAACAUACCCUUGCUGGGGCAUAUCAAGCUGAUGGACAGAUAAAGGCGGCCGUUGAGUUAAUGGAGUAUGUCGUUGGGAUACGCAAGAAGGUAUUAGUAGAGGACCACCCAGAUCGGUUGGCAUCACAGCAUGCCCUUGCACUCACAUAUCGGGCUCAUCGACAGGUAAAGGAGGCAAUUGAGCUGCUGGAACAUGUGGUUAAGAUAUAUACGAAGACGCUAGUGGAGGACCACCCUUUUCGACUGACAUCACAACACGAACUCGCAGGAGCAUACCAAGCCAAUGGACAGAUGAAGGAAGCAGUCGAGCUACUGGAGCACGUGGUUAGAAUGCGCGAGAAGGUAUUGGCGGAAGAUCACUUUUCCCGACUGGCAUCACGGCAAGAGCUCGCAGGAGCCUACCAGGCCAGUGGACAAGUGAAGGAAGCAAUUGAGCUGCUCCAGCACGUGGUUAGGAUACGUAAGAAGGUAUUAGUGGAGGACCACCAUUCUCUAUUGGUAUCACAACAAAAACUCGCAGGAGCAUACCAAUCGGAUGGACAGGUGACGAAAGCAAUCGAGCUGUUAGAGCAUGUGGUUAGGAUACGCGAAAGCGUAUUAGCGGAAGACCACUCUGCUCGAUUGACAUCACAGGAAGAACUCGCAGCAGCAUAUCAAGCCAAUGGACAAGUGAAGGAAGCGGCCGAGCUCUUGGGGUAUGUGAACAUGAUACAACAGGGAGCAUCGACCCAAGAACCCUGGGUAACCGCUCUCGAUGCAUACCUCAUGCAACCUGAUGAACAACCUGACCGCUGGGCGGGGGCGUAUGGAAGUGGAAGUGAUUGUUAA